AUGCUUGAUGGCGGUGAGGAGCCACUGGAUUUUGAUCUGGACUCCCAGGCGUUCGACUGGAAGGCAUGGAAGGAAGGGACGGAGGACCUCGCAAAGGUGAGUGAGGAGGAGCUAUGGGCUCACCUCGGGUUCGGGGAGAAGAAGCAGCUGCCGCUCUUUCAAGAGUGGUAUGAUCCGUCGGGGAUGAUUGAGCCGUGGUCGGAGGAGGGUGUGGCCUGGCUCGAGAAUCCCCAGUCGGGGCGUGCGCGGCUGCAGCCGAAGUGGCACCAGCUGGUGGGCAUCUUCAGGAUGCUCCAGCAUCUCUUUGAAGGCCGCGCGGUGCUGCUGAUGGACGGUGUAGGGCUGGGGAAGACUUUGCAGUCUGUCGGAGUGCUGGCGUGCCUGGUAUACUACCGGGAGCAUUAUCGGCAGAAGAAUGAUUAUCCUGGG
Messenger RNA from Gloeophyllum trabeum ATCC 11539, 429 nucleotides. RefSeq lists its product as uncharacterized. Lineage: Eukaryota; Fungi; Basidiomycota; Agaricomycetes; Gloeophyllales; Gloeophyllaceae. The record is from RefSeq and is a predicted model, not a curated record. The transcript has a single exon. The annotation marks the transcript as partial.